AUGGCCCACCACGACGAAAAGGAUGUCUCGGGCAAGGAGGCCUAUGAGCCUCAUGUUACGUCCGGCUCGGAAAUUGUCGACGAGGAGGUCGGCGUUGUUCACAAGGGAAGCAACCUGAGCCGCGACCUGAAGAACAGACAUAUGCAGAGUAAGUUUUAUUCCUUGUGUGGUGCUAUCGGUGCUGGUCUCUUCGUUGGAUCCGGAAGCGCUCUCCGAACCGGCGGUCCUGGAGCCCUCGUCAUCUGCUACAUGAUUAUCGGCAUAAUGCUGCUGUUCACAUGCCAGGCCCUGGCUGAACUGGCUGUCCUCUAUCCUGUCAACGGCGCUUUCUAUACCUACAUUGUUCGGUUCAUUGAUCCCUCAUGGGGUUUCGCCAUGGGCUGGGACUAUGCCAUCUCCUGGCUGACCGUCUUGCCGUUUGAGCUCGUGGCCGCGUCCAUCACCAUCACCUUCUGGCGAGACGAUCUGAAUAUGGGUAUCUGGAUCGCCGUUUUCCUCGUGGUCCUCUCUACUAUCCAGAUUUUUGGUGUCCGCGGUUACGGUGAGGUCGAGUUCGUCCUCUCCAUGAUCAAGAUUGCUGCUUGCACAGGCUUCAUCAUCCUGGGCAUUGUCAUCAACUGCGGCGGUGUCGGAAACCAGGGCUAUAUUGGAGCAAAAUACUGGCACAAUCCUGGUGCUUUUACCGAUUUCAACGGCUUCUGCAGUGUGUUUGUGACGGCUUGCUUCGCCUUUGGCGGAACUGAGCUUGUUGGCCUUGCUGCGGCUGAGUCUGUCAACCCAAGGAAGGCCAUCCCCCAGGCUACAAAGCAGGUCUUCUGGCGCAUCUGCUUCUUCUACGUGGUCAACCUCUUCAUUGUCGGCCUCAUCCUGCCGUACAACGACCCCAGACUGGAGGGCUCUUCGGGCGCCAACACCAAGGCCUCGCCCUUUGUGCUCGCCAUCCAGGACGCCGGCAUCUCCGUCCUGCCCUCCAUCUUCAACGUGGUCAUCACCCUGGCCGUCAUCUCUGUCGCCAACUCGUGCACAUUCGGCUCGACCAGGACGAUGCAGGCCAUGGCCGAGCGAGGAAUGGCUCCCCGUUUCCUGGCCUACGUCGACGCUUCUGGGCGUCCCAUCUGGUGCAUCGUCGUCCAGAUCGCCUUUGGCCUGCUCGCUUUCAUCGGCGAGGCCACGGACCAGAGCACCAUCUUUGGCUGGCUGCUUGCGCUGUCGGGCCUGUCGUACCUCUUCGUCUGGGGCACCAUCUGUGCCACCCACAUCCGCUUCCGCAAGGCCUGGAAGGCCCACGGCUACACCCUCGACCAGAUCCCCUACAAGCCUACCCUCGGCGUCUGGGGUAGCUGGAUUGGUCUCAUCCUCGCCAUUCUGUGCCUCAUCGCCACCUUCUACAGCUCCCUCUACCCUUCUGCCGAUGCCACUCCUGAUGCUGAGGUCUUUUUCGAGAGCUUCCUCGCCGCGCCUGUGGUCCUCGCCCUGUAUCUCGGCUGGAAGAUCUACACCAAGGAUUGGCGCCUGAUGGUCCCCAUCCACGAGAUGGAUCUCAAGUCUGGUCUUCGUGUCCACAACCCCGAGGACGAUGAUGUUGAGCCCAAGCAGAGCUGGUUCAAGCGCAUCAUCCAUGGUCUGAUCUAG
This is a messenger RNA of Cryphonectria parasitica EP155, 1632 nucleotides long. RefSeq lists its product as uncharacterized. Gene Ontology annotation, biological process: amino acid transmembrane transport. Gene Ontology annotation, cellular component: membrane. The transcript is spliced from 5 exons. The record is from RefSeq and is a predicted model, not a curated record. The coding region runs from base 1 to 1632 and encodes 543 amino acids. Gene Ontology annotation, molecular function: amino acid transmembrane transporter activity. Lineage: Eukaryota; Fungi; Ascomycota; Sordariomycetes; Diaporthales; Cryphonectriaceae.